Aureobasidium vineae is the source of this 1890-nucleotide messenger RNA. Lineage: Eukaryota; Fungi; Ascomycota; Dothideomycetes; Dothideales; Saccotheciaceae. The record is from the annotation of a GenBank genome assembly.
AUGUUGUCGUCAAUCACUAUCCUUACUCUGCCUGCCUUGAUACUUGCAUCUCCAACACUACACAAGAGGCUGGCAAAUGGACUAGCACUCACUCCGCCUAUGGGCUGGAAUAGCUAUAACCAUUACAACUGUGCUCCCAACCAAAGCAUUAUCCAUUCCAAUGCCGAAGCUCUGGUAUCCCUCGGUCUUGCAGACCUAGGCUACACAUAUGUGACCACUGACUGUGGCUGGACUAUUCCGCAUCGUACAGCUGACAACAAGCUGACCUGGAAUGGAUCGCUGUUUCCCGCUGGCUUUCCUGCUCUAGGUCAAUACAUCCACGACUUGGGCCUCGGCUUCGGCGUCUACAGCGACGGAGGUGUGCAGAUGUGUAUGACUGGCGGAGUAAACCAAACAGGCAGCUUAGGACAUGAGGCGACUGACGCAGAGACAUUUGCAUCCUGGGGUGCCGACUUGCUCAAAUACGACAACUGUUAUUCGUCUGCUGAGAAAGACUUCCCCAACGUCGAUUAUGAGCCUCUCACCUCUCCUCAUCAAAACUAUGUCAACAUGCGAAAUGCACUUGACGCAACAGGCAAGAACUUGCUCUUCCAGAUCUGCGACUGGGGUGUUGACUUCCCUUCUGCAUGGGCCCCCGAACUGGGAAACACUUGGAGAGUCACCAACGAUAUCAUCCCGAAUUGGAGAACCAUCUUCCGCAUCGUCAAUCAAGUCGUCCCACAGACUGAUCAUGCUGGACCUGGCAGGUGGCUGGACCUUGACAUGUUAGAGGUUGGCAACAACAUCUUCACUCAUGCUGAGGAACAAACACAUUUUGCACUCUGGAGCAUCUUGAAGAGUCCAUUGACCAUCGGUUGUGCCUUGAACGAUUCUUUCACAUCGGUCUCGGCGAGUUCGCUAGCCAUCAUGAAGAACGAGAACGUUAUCGCAUUCAAUCAAGAUGCUCUCGGUGUAUCGGCAAAUUUGACACGCCGGUACAGCGAUGAAGGGUACGAUGUCUGGUCCGGACCGCUGAGCGGCAACCGUACGGUAGCUGCACUUGUCAAUUGGAAUAACCACUCCAUUGACGCAACGCUUGAUCUGCCUGAUGUUGGCUUCCAGAUUGCUGGAUGGGUGCGGGACGCCUGGACCAACGAAACAAGAAAGAACGUCAUGACUAGCUGUAAAGCAAGCAUCGAGGCACAUGGCACUCUAUUACUCGAGCUGGGCGAAACUGUACCAGCUGGAGUGUAUCAGCUUGAUGGCGCCCCCGUGUCUUCGCCUUGCAAUUUAAAAGUCAAUAAGCAAGGAUCCUCUUAUCAGAUCAGCACAGGUCAAUCUAGUGUUACCCUCCCUGUCACCCUGAUCGCCGGCAACAACAACACUCUUGCCAUCUCAACUACUAGCCCCAUCGAAUCCAUCACCAUCACACCUCCAAACGGAACAUUCUACCCCAACACUGCCUUCACCAUCUCCGGCCCUGGCAAUGCCAGCCACAUCACCUGCGUCCCGGGUCUCUGCGCUCCCCUUGGAGUGAAAAUCGGUGACUUGUCUCCAAACAACUCUGCUUCACUUACCAUCCCUGCCUCCGCCAAGGCUGUCGGAUCCAGAUAUGUGGAACUUACCUACAUCAACAACGACGUCGCCAUAUCUACAUCAUGGGGUGAAGGCCGCAAUGCCAGAAACAUAACCAUCAGCGUCAAUAACCAGACCACUAGACUUGAGGUUCCAUUGAGUGGCAGAAGUAGUGAACUCUAUUCAGCCAUGAAAGGCUGGGGCGAUAGUGCUGUAUUGGGGGUUUUGGUUGACGGCUGGAAGGAAGGUGAUAAUGAGGUUGUUGUUGGUAACGUGGGAGGUGAAAAGGGUGUGCAGAGCCUUGGAGCCGACUUUGUUGGUUUGAAGGUCUUUUAG